UGUCUGUGUGUGUGGUGUGGUACUACUACUGUCAAUGAUCGCUCUGUCUACGAAACAACUUACGAAAAUAUUCAUCUUUUGUUGUUUUAACAAAUUUCCAGGAGGAAGUGUUGAAAGUGUUUGUCUGCUAGGUUAAUAAGGGUACCGCAAAGCUGUAGAAAAUGUCUGGAAAGGAGUCUAGGUCGCAGCAAUUUUCCAACCCGGAGACGCCCGGUUACGUUGGCUUUGCCAAUCUGCCGAACCAGGUCCAUCGAAAGUCCGUCAAGAAAGGAUUCGAGUUCACCUUGAUGGUCGUUGGCGAGUCUGGUCUUGGGAAGUCUACCCUUAUCAACAGUCUGUUUCUCACAGACCUCUACCCAGAGAGACAUAUACCAAGUGCAGCAGAGAAAAUUGACAAGACUGUCAGCAUUGAUGCGUCUACAGUUGAGAUCGAGGAACGCGGCGUCAAACUGCGGCUUACUGUGGUCGACACCCCGGGAUAUGGAGACGCCAUUAAUAACAAUGAUUGUUUUGAUCCCAUCUUGCAUUACAUUGAUGACCAGUACGAGCGUUACUUGAACGAUGAGAGCGGCUUGAACCGACGUAACAUCAUAGACAAUAGAGUCCAUUGUUGUUUCUAUUUCAUUUCACCGACGGGACACGGUUUGAAACCAUUGGACGCCCAGUUCAUGAAAGCACUGCACAACAAAGUCAACAUCGUGCCCGUCAUAGCCAAGGCUGAUACUCUGACCAAGAGAGAGAUUGUAGCCCUGAAAUCAAAGAUUAUGAGUGAGAUCGAGGAGAAUCGGAUCAGAAUCUACCAGAUGCCGGACUCUGACUCCGAUGAGGAUGAAGAUUUCAAAGAGCAGAAUAAACAACUCAAGGCUGGAGUACCGUUUGCAGUGUGUGGAUCAAGCCAGAUGAUCGAGGUCAAAGGUCGCAAAGUUCGCGGCAGACUCUACCCAUGGGGAGUAGUGGAAGUUGAGAAUCCAGAGCACUGUGACUUCAUCAAACUGCGCAGUAUGCUGAUUACUCACAUGCAAGAUCUACAGGAAGUUACUCACGAGGUCCACUAUGAGAACUUCCGCUCUGAGAAGCUCGCGAGGAGUGGAGGCGGCGAGAAAGAGAUGAGAGCAGGUCGCCCCUCUCAGCGUGCACCCCCACCCCCAAGGAGGGAGGAUGGUAGCGAUAAGGACCAGAUGCUACAGGAAAAGGAAAAUGAGUUGAGGCGUAUGCAAGAGAUGCUGGCUAAGAUGCAGGCCCAGAUGCAAGCCCAGCAAGGAGCUUCUAAUGCCGACGUCUGAUUCAAGUAGACGACUCAUCCCAACAUGGACAGGCUUACAAUGCAACCCUGAUAUUCAUUAUGCAAGUGUACAAAGAGCAGUGCAGACUUUUGGUCGGCAAAGAACAAACACCAGUACAAGACAAACUCCCAAGACAUAAAUACCUAAGAAAGUUUUACGAUCCUUACCGUUUCUUCAUCCAAACAGCUUCCUCUAGUUCUGAUACAGUAAUCGUACUCCAGAAGACGAUCAGAGCAUACUGAUUGAAACGUCUUGUUGAAACCAAUGGUCGUUCUCAGAACCACCCCAACUCAAUAGAGAUAGUCAUUACAUGGUGUUACCGCAAACCUUUCCAUACAGUAAACAUCGUUUUCCCACAUCGCAAUGUUCUUCAAACAGCUUGGUUUUUCUCCAACGUCCAAAGAGGAUAGUGUUCUCUGACGCGGCAAAAUGUUUCACAGUAAAUCUUUCUGAUUUUGAUUUUCUUGAGCACCUCUCUCUCAGCAGUCAUGCUCACAUGAAAACAAGAAGUGACUUUAAAUUGUGUGCCAAGGUACUCACCUUCAAAAUGAAAUACCGCCCUCUGUUGGCCCCGUGUUGUGCAGGUUCUGAUUAAAGUGCUAUGUAACUUAUUCAACAGAAAUCUUUAGUAAAACAAAUAAUAUUGUUACAAAAUGUAGGGUUAUUAUUGUCAUAGACCUAUUGGUUUUUGGACCAAGACUGGGAAAAUAUUGUCGACUUUCUUAUACUUAUAAUAAUUUGCAUUAUUCAGUUUUGUGAGUAAUAAUCAUAAUUAUUUUACAAGGUUGUCACUAAACUAACCCAGUUGGGAAUCAGAAUGUACUGUUGCCUUGAUUGGAACCUCUUUCCCCAUUGAGAAUGGUUCCUAACUGGGAACCAUUAUUCCAAAUUGGGGGAACCCAUGGUAUCAACAGUAUGAAAAAGGAAAUAGCUGUCUUUGUCAGGUUCCCUCUAUACAAGAUGACAAUGCAUGUUGUAAUCGCAAUCUCUUAAAUAGAGACCAGCCUAUUUUUUUCCCUCCCAGCCUUCAUAUAGUUUCAUUGGUAGAGUAUUGUAAAACUGAAUGAAUGAAAAAAAUUAAGCUGGGGUUAGAAUUGGGCAACCAUUGAAUUUACUAUGCUAUAUGUACAUGUGUGGACCUUUAAAGUGCGUCCAUCAUUUUGUGUCCAAUAAAACUCAAAUGGAGGCUUGUUGGUAAAAGAUAGUCCGGCCUCUCGUUAGAUAUUGAGAAUUAGACAUAUCAUUGUCAUAGUAGAAACAGGGUGUUUGACCGAAGUACUGUAUCAAGUUAAAGACCUGUGUAGACUUUUUUCAUGGUGCAACCAUCUUGUUUUUAUCCAUUCAAACCAAUGUAAACCAGAAUGAGACUGGAAGGGAAAUUAGACAAGAUGGCUGCUGUGGGAUAAAUUAGACAAGAUGGCUGCUGUGUGAUAAACAUACAUAGAGUUAUAUAUAAGAACUAGAGGGCGAACUGGUGAUGCCUCUUGCACAAACGCGACGGGACCGCGAGAAAACACGCGCACCAUUCUGCACGCACGUUGAAUAUGAAGUACACGUUCGAGUUUGUGUUUAUUGAACACUGACGCCAUCCUGUUUUGUCAACUUACAAAA
Messenger RNA from Asterias rubens (European starfish), 2894 nucleotides. Its product is annotated as septin-2B-like. Gene Ontology annotation, biological process: cell division; regulation of exocytosis; cytoskeleton-dependent cytokinesis. The coding region runs from base 162 to 1283 and encodes 373 amino acids. Lineage: Eukaryota; Metazoa; Echinodermata; Asteroidea; Forcipulatida; Asteriidae. The transcript has 13 exons. The record is from RefSeq and is a predicted model, not a curated record. Gene Ontology annotation, cellular component: septin complex; septin ring; cell division site. Gene Ontology annotation, molecular function: GTPase activity; GTP binding; molecular adaptor activity.